GCGCCGGUCCCCAGCAUGGCGGAUUAUCGGCCGUCCGGGCCGGUUGCUUCCGAGACUACUGCUGCUCGGCUCCUGGCUGUCCUGUGGGUCGUGUCAGUAACCACGGGACCUUGGGGAGCUGCCGCCGGCGGUGGCGAAGAGUCACUUAAGUGCGAGGACCUCAAAGUGGGACAAUAUAUUUGUAAAGAUCCAAAAAUAAAUGAUGCUACACAAGAACCAGUUAACUGUACAAACUACACAGCUCAUGUUCCAUGUUUUCCAGCACCUAACAUAACUUGUAAGGAUUCUGGUGGCAAUGAAACACAUUUUACUGGAAAUGAAAUUGGUUUUCUCAAGCCCAUAUCUUGCCGAAAUGUAAAUGGCUAUUCAUACAAGGUGGCGGUUGCACUGUCUCUUUUUCUUGGAUGGUUGGGAGCAGAUCGAUUUUACCUUGGAUACCCUGCCUUGGGUUUGUUAAAGUUUUGCACUGUAGGAUUUUGUGGAAUUGGGAGCCUAAUUGAUUUCAUUCUUAUUUCAAUGCAGAUUGUUGGACCUUCAGAUGGAAGUAGUUACAUUAUAGAUUAUUAUGGAACCAGACUUACAAGACUGAGUAUUACCAAUGAGACAUUUAGAAAAACGCAGUUAUAUCCAUGAAUAUUGUUUAAAAGAAACAGAUUUGGGCCUCCUUGAUUUUAAUAGAGAACUCUCAGUGUGUAGAUUUCCAGAUUUUCCUUUUUCCAUCUUCAUAUACCACUUUACAGAUUCUGUUUAAUUUUUUGUUGUUGCUGAUGUUUUUGUUUUGUUGUCUUAGUUAAAAACAUAUUAUUCUGAGAUUUAUUUAAUAGAACUUUGAGAUUUAUAUGAUAGUAGAGUCUUUCUUAGGCUACUGUCUCUAUGAGAUAGAUAGCUUAUUACUCUGAUAUUAAUGUGUUUUCCAAAGGCAAGUUGCCACUUGUCCUUUUUGCUUCUGAAAAAUGAAAGUAUGACUUAUUCACAUUUUUUAGUGCUUUAUUAUUAAGAAAACCGUCUUAAAUGUUGAAUGUUGCUGUCUUCUGCAUUUUGAUCCUUCAAAGCAGUUAAUCCAUGGUGCGAACAAAUACCAUCUAUAUUGCCUGGGGCUGCAGUCUUGUAUAUGACAACCUACUUGUUUUUUGGAGCUUUCAGAUCUGUCUUUGCCUUGGUAUCCAGGGAGCUAAAGAUCAUCAGGGAGUCUGAAACCGUGAGGCAACGCAGAUACUCUUGGCAUUGAUUCAGGACUCUGAAGUGUGAACUUUCUCCUUUUUGCCUUGGGAGUGAUGCACUAGCUUUUGGUGGACCAGAUGCUGACUCAUCUAGCUCAGUGCAGUUAUAUUUGAAGCUGGAUGGACAAGGUGGGAACACCAACCAGAUGAUUAAUGUCUUCCAUCUGUUAGCACUGGCUGGCAGAUGCCGGCACAAGUGUCUUAAGUGAUGCACCAGUGUCUGGAGGAAGCAGCACCUGUACGUUAGCACUAGUUUUUCUUGCCGUGUUUAGAAGGGUUUUAAGAAGAUGGAAAUACAUGAAAUGCUAUGUCCCCAAAAUACUGUCAUACUCUUACUUUAGUAACAGGCAUACCAAUUUCAAAAUCACUGGUAUCUGGGCUUUUCAAAAGUAAAAACCAUAAUUUUUCAUCACUCAUUUCACUCAAAAAUAUACAGUAUAGUACAGUUAGCUUCAUAGUAUGGUAGUCAUUCAGUAACAGCUUCUCCAGGUGAUGGGAGAUUAUUAAGUAUUGAUAUAAGAAGUGAAUUUGGAUUGAUUCCUAAUAUACACCAGGAAGGGUCUCUGAUUUGUUCAUUAAUGAAAAUGCUGAGUGUCUAUCAUUUGGGAGGCACUCUUCUAGAUUCUAGGAUACAGCAGUGGACAAAACACUAACAUCCCUGUCCUUAAGGAGCUUAUAUUUCCUUGGGAUCCACUUUUUCACAGUGAUAUUUUUGGCCUCAGUUAAGCUAGAUGCCCAUUUUCUAGUAUUCCUUAGUUCCUUUUGGUUGCCGACAGUGCUUUGAAGUUUACUUCAGGAUCACCUAAGCUCAGAUUUAAAAGUCUUUAAGUUUCCACAGCUAUGUAACUUCAAUUACAUGAGAAAUACCUGCAGUCACAUCUUGAAACGAAUCUUGCUUCCUAUGUAAUUGUUACAGUUACCUUGACCAGGUGGGAAGUCUGUUUCCAAGCAGGUGCUUCUCAAAAGUAUUUAUUCAAAUAAGCUGUACUCUGAAAGAGUUGUUGGUAAAAUCUAGAAAUAAAGUCCCUUCACAGUACACUCUUAAACCUUUAGACUUAAUUUUCACUAUAAUUUCCUAAAUUCCUAAAAAUGCUUUCAUUUUUCCAAUUUGUAUAAUUCCCUGUUGCCUAAUACAUGUAAUUCUUUUACAGAUGGUUUUUCUGUGUCUUAUUAUUUAUUUGUUAUGGGAAUACAUUUAAAACAUGUGAAUACAGUUUUGGGUUUUUUUUGUUUUUUAGUUUCAUGGAGCACUAUAUUAUUAUGGCUAUUUGUUAGUAGUGUGUGUAGGAAUUAUAUGUUAAGGCCUCUGUAUGAGAUGUUUUAUAUAAUAACCCUGAUUUUAGAACAGUGGCCAAACUUGUAAGAUGGAUUAGCUCAGUCAUUCCUGGGAUUACUCCUAAACCCUCUAGAGGAAAAUGGAAAGGAUUCUUUCAAUUCUAUAGAAACAGUUAGUGUUCUACAGAAGCGCUUAUAAAUGGUACUACUUUAGCCUGAAAGGAUUAAUACAAUUUCCAGAAGUACCUCUUUACCCAGGAAGAUUUCUUACCUCCACUGUAUUAAACUAAAGGACCUCUUUAAAAUUUCAGAGAUUCUGUUAUGUCUACGGCCAGCAUUUGUUCAUGGGACCACUAGGGCUCUAAGAAAUAUUAGUUUGGGGGUAUGUUUUGUUUUUGUUUUGUUUUACAAAAACUUUCUGUGUCUUUUUCCCUUAUUUUAACCUAGAUGCUUAAGGCUAAGUUAAGUAUUAUUAUACUGACGGGCAACUAGGAAGCUAAAAUAGAUAGAAACUAGCAAAAAUGAAAGGUUAGUUCUUAAAAAGUGCAAGUCUAAGAUGUUGGUUCCUCUUUCUCAUUCAAAUACCUUAAAUGUAGAUAUUCCCCAGGGUUCUGGCACCUUCCUUCUUCCUUUCUCUCAUUAAAUCAGCAUCCAUUUUGCUUUUUUCUAUUUACAAAAUUAAUACAAGCUUAAUGCAUAAAUUUUGGAGAAACACCAAAAAGUACAAAGAAAAAAAAUUUAUGCCACAGCUCUAAGAUAACAAUGUUAAUAUUUUAAUGUAUGUCCUAGUAGUUUUUCCAUGCAUGUAUUUUCAUUUUUCUUCACAAAAAUGAUAUAUUCUCCAUACUGUUUUGUAGCCCACUUCUUC
Molecule: messenger RNA, 3363 nt
Organism: Mesoplodon densirostris (Blainville's beaked whale)
Lineage: Eukaryota; Metazoa; Chordata; Mammalia; Artiodactyla; Ziphiidae
Gene: TM2D1
Product: TM2 domain containing 1
Exons: 7
Coding region: 16-633 (205 amino acids)
Biological process (GO): apoptotic signaling pathway
Molecular function (GO): G protein-coupled receptor activity; amyloid-beta binding
Source: RefSeq, a predicted model, not a curated record